CUUUAUCUGAAGACAACAAUAUCUACAUAGAUGUUCCCAUGGAUUAUGUCCAAUUAAAUACACGAAUUAUUAAAAGAAAAAUCGAUUAGGUGGAGACCUCCAUUUCCAGUCAACAGACCAACUUUGACGUCCAGCUAGGUCAACUGUCUUAUUCACAAGGAUUAGUCUUAUUUGAAUAUUUUAGUACUAACACGCUGUCACAUGGUUGUUAUGCUCUAUAACAAUAAGAAGUACUAAUAAUAAAUGAGCCUUCCAACAAUUAUUCUCCUAUAUAUGAGACCCGCACUUUUGUAACCCAGAAAAAAAAAUUUGAAAUCAAACUAACCCAUUAAAAAAAAAAAAAAAUCAAACUAGGCUUCACGUAUAGAUUCUGAGCGUGAAAGGGCCAAAGUGUACAUUUACAUUUUGUCCCUUUCACGCACAGAUCUACAUUUACAUUUUGUCCCUUUCACGCACAGAAUCUGUGCGUGAACCCUUCCCUAAAACCCCCGACCCAACCUUUAUUCUUUCUCUUCUCUUUCAUUUUCUCCAUCUUCACCCUUUCAACACACUUUUGCACUUCCAAAAACAUGUCUCAAAGUUUUGAAACUUCAAUGUUUGCUAUACAACCCGAUAUUUGCGAAUGCAGUUAUUACUGUAAACUAAAAACAUCAAAGACCCAAGAUAAUCUGGGUCACCGUUUUUGGCGUUGUAAAGUGCCCAAAGAUAUCGGCGGUUGCAAAUACUUUCAGUGGGAAGAUAGCAUUCACGUGGAUAAAACGGUGGCGGCGAAGUUUAAAAAUUCAGUUUUGGAUAGAGACACCGCGACUUCACGUAUCUCUAAAGAUACCGCUAAGUUGGACUCGCAAUUUAAGCUUGUGGAAGCUGAAGAAAAAAUUGAAGGUUUGGAGGUGUUGCUCACCGAUUCCGAAAAAAAAUGAAAUUUGCUGAAGGCUAAAUUUAGAGAGGCUAAACAUGAAAAAAUAGCUUUGAAAGAAAAACUUAAAUUGUGGAAGAUUAUUUGUGCUAUGUUGUUGUUCAUUAUUUAUAUGUAUUUUGUUUAUUAAGUUUAAUAUUUCUAUGAAUUA
This is a messenger RNA of Lycium barbarum (goji berry), 1067 nucleotides long. RefSeq lists its product as uncharacterized. Bases 570 to 920 code for a protein of 116 amino acids. NCBI's taxonomy places the organism in Eukaryota, Viridiplantae, Streptophyta, Magnoliopsida, Solanales, Solanaceae. Gene Ontology annotation, molecular function: zinc ion binding. The transcript has 2 exons. The record is from RefSeq and is a predicted model, not a curated record.